AUGGCCGGCGCAAAAAAGGACGCCGCCAAAGGCGACAACCUAGCAGUCCCUCCAGCCCGCGGCGAGAGCGAAUCAAAAGCACCAACAAUAGCAGAAAGUGAAGAUGCCCGUGGCUACAACAACAAGGAAGUUCUCUCCGACACAGACGGCGGACGGACAAUCGACUCUACAGAUCCAGAGAAGGAACGACCACAUACGUUGAGCCAGCAAAAGUCUAAUGCUACGCACAAGAGCCACGCUAGUACGAUACGGGAGGAUGGAGUGGAAUACCCGACUGGCCUGAAGCUGGGCUUGAUCACGAUAGCGUUGUGUUUGAGUGUUUUCUUGAUGGCUCUUGAUAACUCCAUUAUCGCGACGGCUAUUCCGAAGAUUACGGAUCAGUUUCACAGUUUGCAGGAUGUGGGUUGGUAUGGAAGUGCCUACCUCCUCACCACCGCCGCGCUCCAACUCCUCUUCGGACGCUUCUACACCUUCUUCUCCCUCAAAUGGGUCUUCCUCAUCGCCAUCUUCAUUUUCGAGCUCGGCUCCCUGAUCUGCGGCGUCGCCAAUACCUCCACCACCCUAAUCAUCGGGCGCGCCAUCGCCGGCAUUGGUUCCGCCGGCAUCUUCUCCGGCGCCCUGAUCAUCCUCGCCUACGCCGUGCCCCUCGAAAGGCGACCCCUAUACACCGGCUUCAUCGGCUCCAUGUACGGCAUCGCCUCCGUCUCCGGCCCGCUCCUCGGAGGCGCCUUCACAGACCAAGUCACUUGGCGCUGGUGUUUCUACAUCAACCUCCCCAUCGGCGCCAUCACCAUGGCCGUCAUCGGCUUCUUCUUUCCCGACCCCAACCGCGAGAGACCAAAGGAGGAGACGUGGGCCAAGACCAUUAUGAAAUUCGACCCCUUGGGCACAGCGGUGUUCAUGCCCGCCAUCGUCUGCUUGCUGCUGGCGCUCCAAUGGGGCGGGACCACUUACGAGUGGGACAGCUGGCGGAUCAUCUUCCUCUUUGUGCUUUUCGCCGUUUUGAUCACCACCUUCAUCAUCAUCCAGUUCAAAAUGCAAGACGAGGGCACCGUCCCUCCCCGCAUCAUUAAAAAGCGCACCGUCUGGGCUUCGGCAAUUUUUAAUUUUUGCCUAGGCGCCGCCUUCAUGGGCUCCGUCUACUACCUGCCCAUCUGGUUCCAAGCCGUCAAGGGCGCCACCGCCGUCAAGAGCGGUAUCAUGAACCUCCCCAUGCUUCUCGCGACCGUCAUCCUCUCCGUCGUCGCCGGCGCUCUUGUAUCCGCCCUAGGCUACUACGCCCCCUUCAUGAUCCUCUGCUCCGUCAUUUCCAGCAUCGGCUACGGUCUGCUGACGACCUUCGAACCCGACACCAAAUCGGGCAAGUGGAUUGGCUACCAGAUCCUCGUCGGCGCCGGGCUGGGAUUAGGUUUACAACAAGCUCUCAUGGCCGUGCAAACCGUCCUCAAAAUGAAGGAUGUCUCCAUCGGCACGGCGCUGAUGGUAUUCGCCCAGACCCUCGGCGGCGCGCUGUUUGUAAGUAUUGCGCAGAACGUGUUUACCAAUAAGCUGGUGCAGUAUGUGGGCGAGCUGGCGCCGGGGUUCGGUGAUCCGGAGAAUAUUUUGUUACUUGGUGCGACGAGCGUGCAGAAGACGGUGGAUAAGAGUAUUUUGCCGGGGGUCACGCAGGCGUAUAAUAAUGCGCUGACGGAUGUGUUUAUGGUUUUUGUGGCGAUGGCGGUGGCUAGCAUUUUUGGGGCGUUGUUGGUGGAGUGGAAGAGUGUGAAGGGGAAGAAUGUUGAGGUUGGGUUGGCGUGA
Messenger RNA from Neurospora tetraspora, 1797 nucleotides. Its product is annotated as major facilitator superfamily-domain-containing protein. The transcript is spliced from 3 exons. Gene Ontology annotation, biological process: transmembrane transport. Gene Ontology annotation, cellular component: plasma membrane. NCBI's taxonomy places the organism in Eukaryota, Fungi, Ascomycota, Sordariomycetes, Sordariales, Sordariaceae. Gene Ontology annotation, molecular function: transmembrane transporter activity. The record is from RefSeq and is a predicted model, not a curated record. The coding region runs from base 1 to 1797 and encodes 598 amino acids.